AUGAGAUUCUAGCGCAUGUUUCGAUUAGUAACAUUAUACGGAUGCAGUAUGUAGUCCGUUUUUAUUCGCAAGUAUAAAUAUUCAUCGAGUAUUUUGAGAUUGGACGAUCACCAGAUUGUCUCAAAUUGAUCAUAGUCUUCGCCAAAAGCCACUCAAACGCCAUGUCCCCUGAAGGAAACACCCGGAAAACGUUUCUCCUCGGCGCCACAGGCUACAUCGGAGGAGAUGCCUUGAAAGCUAUACUGGAUCAAUUCCCAGAGCAGGAACCGAAUGUCUCCGUCUUAGUACGAGAUGAAAAGAAAGGAGAGGCUAUAAAGGCCAUUUAUCCUAACAUAAGAAUUGUCUUCGGCUCUCUCGACGACACCGAGGUCCUCGUCGGCGAGUCCGCGCAGGCGGAUUUUGUAUUCAACCUUGCGCACGCAGAUCAUGUCUCAGCCACCAACGCCAUCAUCGCCGGAUUGAGGCAGCGGUCCGCAGAGGAUAAAACCUCGUUCUACGUACACUGCAGCGGUACCGGUAUCCUGCUGUAUGACGACAUGCAGACGAAAACAUACGGCGUGGCUUCCAGUAAAAUCUACAACGACUGGGAUGGUGUCUCGGAAAUGACAUCUUACCCCGACGCUGCUCCUCACCGCAAUGUCGACAAGCUCGUAUUAGGAGCCGGCGAGGAUACCCAUAUCAAGACGGCGGUCGUUUGCCCGCCAGUAAUCUACGGCAUCGGUCGGGGCCCGGUGAACCAGCGAAGUCUACAGAUCCCUCUGCUGAUCGAGAACUUCAUCAAGCGCGGCAAGGCAUUCCAGAUCGCCGAAGGUAAGGCUUACUGGAACAACGUGCACAUACACGACCUCAGCGACUUGUUCGCUCUGUUCUUUCAAGAGGCUCUAUCGGGCGACAAGAAGGAAGUUUGGGGUACCGACUCAUAUUACUUUGCUGAAAAUGGCGAAGCGCCAUGGGGUGACAUUUCCGCGAAGACAGCUGAGGUUAUGCACUCCAAGGGUCUGAUUAAGGACACAGACAUCGAAAAACUCUCACCCCAAGAUGCCGCGAAGAUAUUCCCGCAUGCGCCAUUGGUAUGGGGUCAAAACAGUCGAUCUAGUGCUAUUCGAGGUCGAAAACUCCUUGGUUGGGCUCCUAAGCAGCGAAGCCUGGAGGAAGAACUUCCCAUAGCUGUUGAUUAUGAGGUAGAGAGGCAGAAAAGCAAUUAGAAUAGGGCUCAGCUGCGAGAGAGCUGUGGUUUGAUUGGCGUCCACCUUCCAAAGAACAUAUCAUUUACAUCAGCCAUGUCUAUAAUCAGUUAAAUAAAUAAUAAAAACAUAUGUCCGUAUUUUCGAUCUGGUUGAUGAUAUUGUGGUUAAAAGAUGACGACUUGACGAACUUCCC
Messenger RNA from Annulohypoxylon maeteangense, 1380 nucleotides. RefSeq lists its product as uncharacterized. Lineage: Eukaryota; Fungi; Ascomycota; Sordariomycetes; Xylariales; Hypoxylaceae. The record is from RefSeq and is a predicted model, not a curated record. The coding region runs from base 162 to 1205 and encodes 347 amino acids. The transcript has 3 exons.